CGCUUUACGCACCGCAUCUUUUCGUUCAUUGCGUCCAUAGCAACAAGUAUAGAAGCUGAACUAGGCAUACUGCUAGAAAUGUAUCCGUAACCUGCUGCGCAUAAAAAAAAUCAACAAAAGCCACUCGGUGUUAGAUCCUUGCCAAGGAAAAUAGAUCGACCAUUUAAGAAUGUCACUGUUUACACUUGGCACGUCAGCUACUCACACACAAGGAACAAGCAAGUUUCACAAGUCGCACCAUUUUGAUUAUCAAAAUGAGGUGGCAAUGUUGGUUGCUGAUAACAAAUCUGGCAGUGGUUCGGGCUCACUGGAGAGCCAACUAACUCUUGGAGGUGUGAACAAGCCUGCCUGGGUUGCCUUUGACAAGCAGGUAUUGUGUUUUGAUGCUUACUUUCAAGAAUCGGUACAAGAGCGACAAGAUGAACAGUACCGCAUACGUAACUGUAAGAUCUACUUUCACCUCGAGGAUGAUUCCGUGCAGGUGACAGAACGCCGAGUAGAGAACAGUGGUAUUCCACAAGGCACACUAAUUAGGCGCAGCAGGAUUCCACUGCCACCACCAAAUGAGAACAAAUUCUACACUGUGGAGCACUUCAACAUUGGAAAAGAUGUUGUGAUGUAUAAUCGCAGUUUUAAAAUCACCAACUGUGAUGCCUUCACAGUAAAUUUCCUAACAAAGCUUGGCAUUAAAGUUAGUCAGCCAAUUUCAGCUCCUGAAGACCCAUACAUAAAGAAUAGAAAGGAGCAAGAGAAGAGCAUGCAGCCCUUGAGACCAUACGAAAAGUAUGACACCAUGAGGCAGUUCAUGGAUCAUGAUAAACAUGUUUUACGAUUUUUCUGCUACUGGGACGAUAGCGAUAGCAUGUUUGGUGACUCACGUGAAAUGAUUUUAUACUACUUUUUAGCAGAUGACACAAUUGAAAUCAGUGAAGUGAUUCCACCCAAUUCUGGAAGAGAUGCUACAGCGAAAUUCCUGCGUAGGGCAAGGUUGCCAAAAGAUAUUGUUCCAUUGCAUCAACCUGGUGAAGCCACUAGCCGCACUGUUCUGAAUGUUUUCGGUCAAGGCAAGGACAUUCUAGACAGUCUGAAAACGGGAGCUGUGCCUAUAAAUUACUACACGGAUGCAGACCUGCAGAUUGGUGCCGUGCUCAAUGUCUGGGGAAGGAAAUUUAUUCUGUGCGAUUGCGACGAAUUCACAAAGAUGUACUAUUCGACAAAAUGCAACAUUCAGGAUUUCACCUCGGUGAAGUACAAGACAGAAGAAACCCCAGCAAAGCCGAAAACAUUGCCGCCGUAUAACGGCUUCGGUAGUGAAGAGGACUCGAGGUGCUCGUGCAUGGGUCUGAUUCCGAAACCGCCGCGCCGCGACUUCAAGAAGUUCAUGGAGAAGGACCGCCGCGGCCUUGACAGCAACGUUCUGCGCUUCAUCGCAAGCCUCGACACAAAGAAAACUGUCGACCGACAAUUCGUCAUCUCGUACUUCCUCUCGGACGACACGAUCGCCGUGUUCGAGCCGCCGCAGAGGAACUCGGGCGUCAUCGGCGGCAAGUUUCUCGAGAGGGGGCGAAUCAAGAGGCAAUCGGAGUCGGACGACGAUGGCUGCGGGCAGCCGGAGUUCUACACGGCGUCGGACCUGUACGUCGGCGCUCGCGUCGAGUUCAACAACCACAAGUUUGUGUUGAUCGAUGCGGACGAGUACGCGUUUCGUUACAUGGAGAAGCAGAGCGACGAGUUCCCACAGGCUGGCAUCGACGCUAUAGUCAAGAAAUUGCAGCAGCAUAUCGCAGACAGUCCAGUAGAGAACCUGAUGGAGGAGAUUCGUCGAUCUUUCACCAGAAACGACGUGGAUGCCAGUGGAUUUGUUUAUUAUGAGCAGUUCCACAAUCUUCUUGUGCAGUUCUCCAGUGGAAAGCUAUCCGAGCAUGAAGUAAUCACGUUAGGGAGAUACUAUGGAGAAAAGCGACCAGAGGAGCUCAUGGAUAUCAAUACGAUGGCAGCUUUAGCACAGCAGAAAAUAAGGAGGAAAGGUUUUGAGAACUUUGCUCAGCUCUGUAGAGGACUUCUUCAGCGUGACAGUGGCCGGACAGGGCUCCUAAAUCCAAAUGAAGUUCUGCAAGUUUGUAGAGCCUUCAGGCUGCCAGCAGCUGAUAUGGUUAAAAAGCUUAUUGGAAAGAUUGAAUGCAAUGAGCAAGGCCUAAUGAACUACAAUGAUCUGGUUAGCUACCUCAACUGGAGGGAGAACCCAAUGCCUGUUCCUGAAAACACUGAUAUACAGGUGGAGGAUGGAGGGAGUGCAGGCAAAAGCGAUAACCUGUAUAAAGUCAACUAUACACAGUUUCUUGAACUCUUAAUGAACAAGGAUACUUCCAACAACUAGCCAACAAGUAGCUGACUACGGCCUGCUGAAUUUGCACACAUGAAAUCUUUUAAUUGUUUGAAAUUUAGCAGUGAGUUUAUUUUCUGACAAAGCACGUAAAGGAUUCAUGAAUACGUCCAAAUCCUUCAACUUGGCAUUAAAUUCCUAGAAUCACCUUUUCAUUUUACAGAUUGAAUUGUUAAUCUAAAAAUUAUAUACACCCAAAUAGAUUUAUAACAUGUAGAUUAGUAGAGAAUAUAUUUAAUAUAAUUAUACACACCAAGUACAAAAUGUUAAAAUACAAUUUUCUGGCAUUUUUUUAAAGUAUAUAGGAAACAACUUAUGAAAAAUAAUAUUAAGAGCGAGUGUAUAUGUCUUAUUGGCAUCUACUAACUAUCUAAGAAAAUAAAGUACU
Priapulus caudatus is the source of this 2771-nucleotide messenger RNA. Its product is annotated as EF-hand domain-containing family member C2-like. Gene Ontology annotation, cellular component: microtubule. The record is from RefSeq and is a predicted model, not a curated record. The coding region runs from base 170 to 2377 and encodes 735 amino acids. Gene Ontology annotation, biological process: regulation of neuron projection development. NCBI's taxonomy places the organism in Eukaryota, Metazoa, Priapulida, Priapulimorpha, Priapulimorphida, Priapulidae. The transcript is spliced from 6 exons.